CGCCGCCCGCUCGCAGCCACUCGCAGCCCAGGCUCAGUCGCAGCCCCUCGGAGUCCGGAGCCCGCCGCCCCUGCGGACCGGACGGUGCGGCCGGCGGCCGGGACGGAGCCCCCAGCCCACGAGGAGGGCGCGGCGCAGGCGGCGGCGGCGCGGCGGGGAGGAGCCCGGGCCGGAACCAGGGCAGGGCCGGGGGCGGGGACGCCGGGGUCCCGGAGCCCGGGAGCUGGAGCGAGCUGACGAGCGUCGCGGAAGGACCGGGAAGGAGGAGCGGAGCCGGAGCGAGCCGAGCAGCCCACAAAGUGCGAUGCCCCGGCGGGGUUGAGGCGCGCGGCGGUCGGCGCUGCGCGCUGGGAGGACGCCCGGGAGCUGCGCGGCGCAGGGCGGCGCGGAGGGGCAGCCCCGGCGGGCGGCGGCGGGCCCGGGCUGCGACCGGAGCGAGCCCCAUGCCCCGCGCGGGCUGACGGGCCGGAGCCCGCACGCAGCGGCCGGGCGGGACAGUUCCCGCUAGAGCGACAUGAUGGUGGAAUCUGCCUCGGAGACAAUCAGGUCGGCUCCAUCCGGUCAGAAUGGCGUGGGCAGCCUCUCCGGGCAAGCCGAUGGCAGCGGCAGCGGGGCCACAGGGACAACCGCAAGUGGCACGGGCAGGGACGUGACCACGGGCGCAGACAGCAAUGGUGAGAUGAGCCCUGCGGAGCUGUUACACUUCCAGCAGCAACAGGCUCUUCAGGUGGCCCGGCAGUUCCUGCUGCAGCAGGCCUCAGGCCUGAGCUCCCCAGGGAACAAUGAGAGCAAACAGUCUGCCUCUGCUGUGCAGGUGCCCGUGUCAGUGGCCAUGAUGUCGCCGCAGAUGCUUACCCCGCAACAGAUGCAGCAGAUCCUGUCACCCCCGCAGUUGCAGGCCUUGCUCCAGCAGCAGCAAGCCCUCAUGCUCCAGCAGCUGCAGGAGUACUACAAGAAGCAGCAGGAGCAGCUCCACCUGCAGCUCCUCACCCAGCAGCAGGCUGGGAAACCGCAGCCCAAAGAGGCGCUGGGGAACAAGCAGCUGGCCUUCCAGCAGCAGCUCCUGCAAAUGCAACAGUUGCAGCAGCAGCACCUGCUCAACCUGCAGAGGCAGGGGCUGGUCAGCCUGCAGCCCAGCCAAGCCUCGGGGCCCCUCCAGACCCUUCCGCAAGCCUCCCCUGUCUCUCCCACAGCAGCUGUCUGCCCAACAGACCUGCCCCAGCUGUGGAAGGGCGAGGGUGCCCCCGGGCAGCCUGCUGAGGACAGCGUCAAGCAGGAGGGGCUGGACCUCACUGGCACGGCCGCCACUGCUACCUCGUUCGCCGCCCCCCCCAAGGUCUCACCCCCGCUCUCCCACCAUACCCUGCCCAACGGACAGCCCACUGUGCUCACAUCUCGGAGAGACAGCUCUUCCCACGAGGAGACCCCCGGCUCCCACCCCCUGUAUGGACACGGAGAGUGCAAGUGGCCAGGCUGUGAGACCCUGUGUGAAGACCUGGGCCAGUUUAUCAAACACCUCAACACAGAGCACGCCCUGGAUGACCGGAGCACAGCGCAGUGCCGGGUACAGAUGCAGGUGGUGCAGCAGCUGGAGAUCCAGCUCGCCAAGGAGAGCGAGCGGCUGCAGGCCAUGAUGGCCCACCUGCACAUGCGGCCCCCGGAGCCCAAGCCCUUCAGCCAGCCGCUGAACCCGGUCCCCGGCUCCUCCUCAUUCUCCAAGGUGACCGUCUCUGCAGCAGACUCGUUCCCAGAUGGUCUUGUGCACCCCCCAACCUCGGCCGCAGCCCCUGUCACCCCCCUACGGCCCCCUGGCCUGGGCUCUGCCUCCCUGCAUGGUGGGGGCCCAGCCCGUCGGAGAAGCAGCGACAAGUUCUGCUCCCCCAUCUCCUCAGAGCUGGCCCAGAAUCAUGAGUUCUACAAGAACGCCGACGUCAGGCCCCCCUUCACCUACGCCUCCCUCAUCCGCCAGGCCAUCCUGGAAACCCCCGACAGGCAGCUGACCCUGAAUGAGAUCUAUAACUGGUUCACCAGGAUGUUCGCCUAUUUCCGCAGAAACACUGCCACCUGGAAGAACGCUGUGCGCCACAACCUCAGCCUGCACAAGUGCUUCGUCCGUGUGGAGAACGUCAAGGGCGCGGUGUGGACUGUGGACGAGCGGGAAUAUCAGAAGCGGAGACCGCCAAAGAUGACAGGGAGCCCCACCCUGGUGAAGAACAUGAUCUCGGGCCUCAGCUAUGGAGCACUUAAUGCCAGCUACCAGGCCGCCCUGGCCGAGAGCAGCUUCCCCCUCCUCAACAGCCCUGGCAUGCUGAACCCUGGCUCCGCCAGCAGCCUCCUGCCCCUCAGCCACGAUGACGUGGGCGCACCCCUGGAGCCUCUGUCCAGCAAUGGCAGCAGCAGCCCCCCUCGCCUCUCCCCACCCCAGUACAGCCACCAGGUGCAGGUGAAGGAGGAGCCAGCAGAGGCAGAGGAAGACAGGCAGCCCGGGCCUUCCCUGGGCGCCCCUAACCCCAGCGCCUCAGGGCCUCCGGAAGACAGGGACCUGGACGAGGAGCUGCCGGGAGAAGAACUGUCCUAAGGGCCUAAGGGCGUAUAGGGACCCGAGGGGCUGGGGUGAGACCCUCCCUCCCAGAAUCCAGGCCCCACCUCCCCCCACUCCACAGCCCCUCCCGAGCCUCAAGGCACGUCCAGGACUCAGAACAACGGGGAAGGCCCGGGCCAGCAGCUCCCAGUGUGACCUGACAAAAACACACAGGGGCAGGGGCGGUCCCCACCCCCAGGGAUACAACCCCUGGUCUGGGACCAGUAGAGGACACGGAGGGUUCAGACCCCUCCUCAGACCCUCCCCGCAUCUGAAACCGCCUACCCCCAACCACCAGCAGCAUCAGGGCCCUCCUCCCCCACCAGCUCUCCCCACAGGGCCCCUCAGCGCCAUGGAGACCCGCAGGCGGGGCUUAGCCACCCCUCUCAAACCCAGGGCCCCCUGGCACCUGGCUCUGGCCUCGUUUUCUGGCCAGAGGUCCCCGCUUACCUGAUUCCUUCUCCCUUCCACCUUCUUUUCCGUACUGUGAAGAAAGAACUCGCCCCCCCCAGCUCCUACCUGCCCUGGCCUGGGUGGAGGAACUGCAGUUCCAGACCAUCCCAGAAGCAGCGGCCCCCUCCGCUGCUGGGGUGGGACCGUUGUGUGCCCUGUGGGGGUCUGUGCAAGCUGGCCCACCUGGCUCCAGCCCUGCCCCCAACCUGAGACAGAACCAGGCUGAGCCAGGCCUCUGCCCCGACCCCCACCCUCAUUUGCUGGGGGCUCCUCCAGCCGUCCCGUAGGAAGAGGCCCAGUGCCCGUCUCACCCACGCAGAUCUUCCUGGUGUGCUUCUGCAGGUGGAGCCAAGCUCCCCCUGAGGCCACAGGCGGGGCCUGGGCCAUCGGGAGCCCAGGGAAAGGCUAGGCUGGACCCCAGCUCCACACCCACAUCCAGCCUGCAGGCCCCUCUGCAGUCCUCCCGCCCUCCCUCAGCUCCCCUUCCUCUGCAUUCUCCCUCACCCUCCCUCGGCUCCCUUUCCCUGCGUCCCCCCCCCCCCCCCCCAGUUCAACGGAUGACCAAAGACCUUUCUUAUGCCGGAAGCAAAAACCAAAACUUUUUGUUGGCUUUUUCCUUUGUCACCUCCCCAGCACCUGCUCUCCCAGUCUCCCGCCCUGGCCCCAGGCUGGAAGCCCUCCCUCCACUUAAGUUAUUGUUUUAAACCAAAGUUUACAGUGUCUGUUGGUGGCCAAGACCCUCUCCCUCCACCCCUCCUCCGCCCACCCCGAGGACCCUGGGGCUCAGUGGAGGCUGGGGCCCUGCUCCCCUCCCCUCUACUCCUGCCCAGCCUGGGAGAAGGAGGAGGAGGGGAGGAGGUGGGCUCUCACCCCCUCGGGAGUGGGCACAGGAGCCCUCCUCCCUGCCCCUGGGCUGCUUCCUGGGGGUUCUCCAGACCCCUCUCUAGGACCAAGUCACCCGUCGUGCUGGGAGUGUGGAUUCCGGCAAAAGAGCUGGAAAAAAAGUGAGACUCUCCACAGACCCCCUAUGGGGGACCCCAACUCAAGGCCAAGGACUGGGUGUGUUGGAUGCUCAUAACACCCCUGGCCUGGCCCCUUCGCUGAGAAGACUCCUUGGAUAUUUCCCAAGAACCCCUCACAUGCACCCCUCCCAAGCCACCCCUCCUGAGAGGCAGGGGGCCCUCCGCCCCCUGCCUGUGUAUUCCCCACCUGUGUUCCGUUUGACCAGCACAGAAAUAUUAAACGUCCUCUAUUCACGUGGCCCCGUGUGUGUCGCCAGGGUGUGAGGGGAGGAGCAUUAAAACUGAAAGAUCGCUCUGCUCGGGGAGCCUCAGGAGAGCAGCGGCCACGUGA
This is a messenger RNA of Saimiri boliviensis boliviensis (Bolivian squirrel monkey), 4387 nucleotides long. RefSeq names its product forkhead box P4 (gene FOXP4). Gene Ontology annotation, biological process: regulation of transcription by RNA polymerase II. Gene Ontology annotation, molecular function: RNA polymerase II cis-regulatory region sequence-specific DNA binding; DNA-binding transcription repressor activity, RNA polymerase II-specific. The record is from RefSeq and is a predicted model, not a curated record. Lineage: Eukaryota; Metazoa; Chordata; Mammalia; Primates; Cebidae. Gene Ontology annotation, cellular component: nucleus.